Molecule: messenger RNA, 7250 nt
Organism: Lymnaea stagnalis (great pond snail)
Lineage: Eukaryota; Metazoa; Mollusca; Gastropoda; Lymnaeidae
Source: the annotation of a GenBank genome assembly
CUAUGAACCGCUGCCUAACGUCAUGUAGAGUUAUCAGCUGAAGUUAUCUUUCGUUAAAAGUGUUAACACUGAAAAGUGCAUCAUUUUUUGACGGAUUACAUUUUUGUGAUCGAUAAUUGAAAUGUUAGAGUUUGUGCUUUUCCCGAAAUGAAACAAACAAGGAACUUUGGUAGAAAUUAUGGCAAGAUGUUAUUUCUGAAGGCGCCAAAUAGCUCACUAUAACACACGCUUUUAAAGUAUUAACAAGGGAACUGAAGGAAACUGUUGUAGUACCUUUUGUUUUGAAGUAAUAUGGCUUGGGCUGUUGGAGACUUCAUCACGGCAUUUGUGACUAUCAGCUGCCUGCUAAACCAGGGGCGUGUCUCGGCUUUAUUAUGUGAGGGAGACGGCCCGUGUCGGUGUAAAUACAAUGACGGGUCAGGCACGGUGGACAUCAGCAGCUUGGGAAACCAGGACGGCACUGCCAGGUGUGUUAGUCUUCCGUAGUCACAUUUGCUUGUCAUCUGUGGUCAGCUCAGUGUCAUCUGUGGUCAGCUCAGUGUCAUCUGUGGUCAGCUCAGUGUCAUCUGUGGUCAGCUCAGUGUCAUCUGUGGUCAGCUCAGUGUCAUCUGUGGUCAGCUCAUUGUCAUUAGCGCUCAGCUCAUUGUGAUCUUUUGUCAUGUUUGUAGUCACCUGUGUCAUGUUUUUUGUCAUCUGUUGCCAGCUUUAUUGACAUAUGUGGUCAGGUUUUUUGUCAUCGCUGGUUAUGUUUGUUGUCAUCUGUGGUUAGCUUAUUGUCAUUUGUGGUCAGUUCGUUGCCAUCGGCUCUCAGCGUAGUGUCCAAGGUCUUGCUGUAGCUUCUUGACAACACUAGCAGGAUGACAAGCACACCCAUAAACUCAUUGCUCCAUGUCAGCUUCUUCUGAAAACGUGUAGUUACAUGAUCAUUAAUCUAUAACGAGAUUUCUUUACUAUUUAAAUCUAUAGUAAAACGAACAUUCUUUAUAAAAUUAACAUACUCUGUGUGCUGUGUGUAUCUCUCAUAUCAACGUUUUAAAUCAAACGAAAAAUCCAACAUUUAAAUUAAACAUCUACAGAUUUCCAGACGUGGUUUCCUCCUUUGACGGUAGUUCAUACGCUUACAAUCCAUGUUUUCCAGCAACUCUUGGGUCAUGUAAGGAUGCUGCGGUAUGUAGAGCUCGAGAAAUCUGGACUUCUCACAUUUUACUGCUUAAAAUAGACCUGUGUUGUGGUCCAGCAUAUUUUUUUUUUUUUUAAUGUGCAGUUGUGUUCAAAUGUAUUUAAACUCUCAUCUACUUAUCUUCUGUCACAUUCCUCUUGCUGUCGUCUCGGAUACUACAUUGCAGCUAAGUGUUUUUUUUUAAAUUUUAGAUUGUUUUUACUGUGUUUGUUGGCUGAUGAAGGCUUCUUGCCGACACCUUCUUUGUCUUGUUGCGUCUUUUUUUCUCCCAGGUUUUCCCAUACUUUGUUUCGCUCCUUUGCGAAUGACAUAUGGUGUGUGGUUAUGUUUCUAUAUUGGUUUUAUGUGUUGUGGUGGGUUUCAGUGCCUGGCAAAUUUCAUGAUAAAUUUAGCACACUAUUAAUUAAAUCUAAUUAUGUUGAUAUAUGCAGUUGAAAAAAACAAAUUAUGAUUAAGUUAAAAUACACAUUCACACCGACGUUCCUUGUUUUUCUGAUUAGGAAAUGGCGACAGAUAAUAAUUUCCACCUGUCUGAGUUUCAUGUUUAACUGUCUCUUCGUGAUUAUAAAAGUUGCAUAGAUUUAUUGCCAUCUUAUUGUCCUCCCCCCUCCCCCCCAGGCGUGUAAGAAGGCAGGCGAUGAUUACAUUGAAAUGGGAGAGCAAUCGACGGCAAUUUGGUCAUACACGGGUUACUACCCCUUGGUGACGUACACUACACCAGAUGGCAAGUUCGUAUCCCUGAUCAGUUUCAUUCAUCAAACACCUAAAUACACCUCAUUAUACACAUUAAUACAUUUAAUCUUAAUUAAUAAUACAGUUCAUUAUACACCUCAAUACAUUUAUAAACAUAUGAAUGCAGCUCAUUAUGCAUCUGAAUACAUUUCAUCAUACAUCUGAAUACAUUUCAUUAUACACCACAAUACAUUUAUAAACAUAUGAAUGCAGCUCAUUAUUAACCUGAAUACAUUUCUUUAUACACCUUAAUACAUUUCAUUAUACACCUCAAUACAUUUAUAAACAUAUGAAUGCAGCUCAUUAUGCAUCUGAAUACAUUUCAUCAUACAUCUGAAUACAUUUGAUCAUACAUCUGAAUACAUUUAUAAACAUAUGAAUACAUUUCAUCAUACAUCUGAAUACAUUUAUAAACAUAUGAAUACAGCUCAUCAUACAUCUGAAUACAUUUCAUCAUACAUCUGAAUACAUUUCAUCAUACAUCUGAAUACAUUUCAUCAUACAUCUGAAUACAUUUCAUCAUACAUCUGAAUACAUUUGAUCAUACAUCUGAAUACAUUUCAUCAUACAUCUGAAUACAUUUCAUCAUACAUCUGAAUACAUUUGAUCAUACAUAUGAAUACAUUUCAUCAUACAUCUGAAUACAUUUAUAAACAUAUGAAUACAGCUCAUCAUACAUCUGAAUACAUUUCAUCAUACAUCUGAAUACAUUUGAUCAUACAUAUGAAUACAUUUCAUCAUACAUCUGAAUACAUUUAUAAACAUAUGAAUACAGCUCAUCAUACAUCUGAAUACAUUUCAUCAUACAUCUGAAUACAUUUGAUCAUACAUAUGAAUACAUUUCAUCAUACAUCUGAAUACAUUUAUAAACAUAUGAAUACAGCUCAUCAUACAUCUGAAUACAUUUCAUCAUACAUCUGAAUACAUUUGAUCAUACAUAUGAAUACAUUUCAUCAUACAUCUGAAUACAUUUAUAAACAUAUGAAUACAGCUCAUCAUACAUCUGAAUACAUUUCAUCAUACAUCUGAAUACAUUUGAUCAUACAUCUGAAUACAUUUAUAAACAUAUGAAUACAGCUCAUCAUACAUCUGAAUACAUUUAUAAACAUAUGAAUACAGCUCAUCAUACAUCUGAAUACAUUUCAUCAUACAUCUGAAUACAUUUCAUCAUACAUCUGAAUACAUUUGAUCAUACAUCUGAAUACAUUUCAUCAUACAUCUGAAUACAUUUAUAAACAUAUGAAUACAUCAUCAUACAUCUGAAUACAUUUCAUCAUACAUCUGAAUACAUUUCAUCAUACAUCUGAAUACAUUUGAUCAUACAUCUGAAUACAUUUCAUCAUACAUCUGAAUACAUUUAUAAACAUAUGAAUACAGCUCAUUAUACAUUUGAAUACAUUUCAUCAUACAUCUGAAUACAUUUGAUCAUACAUCUGAAUACAUUUCAUCAUACAUCUGAAUACAUUUAUAAACAUAUGAAUACAGCUCAUCAUACAUCUGAAUACAUUUCAUCAUACAUCUGAAUACAUUUCAUCAUACAUCUGAAUACAUUUGAUCAUACAUCUGAAUACAUUUCAUCAUACAUCUGAAUACAUUUCAUCAUACAUCUGAAUACAUUUCAUCAUACAUCUGAAUACAUUUGAUCAUACAUCUGAAUACAUUUCAUCAUACAUCUGAAUACAUUUAUAAACAUAUGAAUACAGCUCAUUAUACAUUUGAAUACAUUUCAUCAUACAUCUGAAUACAUUUCAUCAUACAUCUGAAUACAUUUGAUCAUACAUCUGAAUACAUUUCAUCAUACAUCUGAAUACAUUUAUAAACAUAUGAAUACAGCUCAUUAUACAUUUGAAUACAUUUCAUCAUACAUCUGAACACAUUUCAUCAUACAUUAGAGCGCUGUAUUCAAUCAACUGAAUGCAUUUCUCAAUUCAGUCUCCGUGCUCUCUUUGUUAUUAACUGGCGAAUUUCUUGUUUAGCUAUUUAGCACUCCUACAAUCUUUGACCUUGACCUACCUCUAGUCCAGUACCAGCAUGCUUCACAUGCUGACCAUACUAACUGACCUGUUACUUUUUAAAAAAAAAUUCUAUCCACAGAAAGACUGAGGUCAUGUUCCUGUGUGACGCUACUCGUCAGGUUCCACAGUUAGACGUCAUUGGAGAGGUCAUCACAGGGACAGUGGUCAGUGCGUCAAAGUAAUUUUUAACCCGGUGUGUGGGGGGCGGUGGUGUGGUGGUGGGGAGCUAUUGUUGAUUUGAAAGAAAAGAAAGCACUUUCUAGACAAGACUUUGAAUUUACUUUUGAGAACAAUCCUCUGGGAGACGAAUGUUAAAAUAUGGUAGUUUUUUUCAAAGAUACGGUGUAUUUUUGUUUGAAAUGACAAGGUACGACCCAAAGACCUCUCAUCUUGUAGUUGUCCAGUUGUUGAAAAUAGCAACAAUUCCAUUAAAAUGAAUCACAUUUUAUGAAUGUUGUUAUGUGAUUUCAUGAAUAGUUCUUCUUCUAUAUUUUGGAGGGCCCACGAUCAUUCUGGCUCCUAUGACCACGAACGUAGCAGUCGAUCCCUCGGGAUAAUCCAUAAGGAGGUGGCAGCGAUGUCAAGAUAUUAGCCCAAUGGUUACUGAGCUAAGAAUAACAUUUGGGGAAAAAAAGUCAAGAGAUGCUUUUAUUUAUAACCUUUAAAAAUUAAGUUUCUUUCCUUUAAGACUAAGGCCAAGAUGGCUGCCUUAAGUUUCAUUUAAUUAAAAUUAAGGCCAAGAUGGCUGCCCAGCUUGAUUAUCAUGUUUGAUAUUUUUAAACUGCUGAUUGCAUUUUUCUUGCAGUCUAUGAAUAUGUGGAGCAACUGCGCAUGUCCGAACCAGUGUAAACGAGUUGACCCUCUCCCCACUGACAGUUCUCUGACCACUGGUUCAAUCAUGGUUAUUAUGUAAGUAAUGAAAUUAUCAUUUAAAACUAAAGUCACAGAAAAAAAGGAACAUACAUAAUCUGAAUUACCGAAUAUUGCAAAUACCAGUACAGUAGAAUAUCCCUAUGUUUAGGAAUUAAAGUUUUUGUUUUUUUUUAAGUAUCUUAAAUGAGUAGUUAGCUCUUUUUUUUUUUUACAACUGGACCCACCGGGUAUUUUCUCAGAAUACCCGGACCCGGUGUAAAACAAAAAAUUGCACCCAAUUAAGCCCUUGUCUUUUUAAAAUUGUUUGAACAUUGAGAUCACGAUGUGCAAUUCUAAAGUUUGGUGAACCAUAGUUAUAGAUUUGAUCUCUCCUCUCCUCUCCCCGCACCCCCCCCCCCCCCCCACAUUGCUUAAAAUAGGAUUGAGAUCUCUAUGAAAUGAGAAAACGUUUAGUCUCAGCGGUGCUUCAUUUUUGUGUCCUCAGAUUUUUUUCAAUGUUAUUCGUUUACCUGAUUUUCGGCCUCGUUUUCAACUACACCAACAACAAAACAGGAAAAGAACUUUUGCCCAAUUACGGCUUCUGGUCAUCCGUCCAUGGUCUCAUAGCGGUGAGUGGCGAGUGGCGAACGUGGACAUAAUGACACUUUGGAACUUUUUUUUUGUAUUAAAUAAAAAACAAAUUUUAGAGCAUACAACUUGACCUUCGAAAGCCAUUAGUCAAACAAUCCAUUAGUCAGACAAUCCAUUUUAGACCAUCAAUCAGUCAGAUAAUUCAUGAUUCAUCCUAUCCAUUGUCAAACAAUAUGUUAAUCAGGCAAUCCAUUAGUCAGACAAUCCAUUAGUCUGGCAAUUUAUUAAUCAAACAAUCCAUUAGUCAGACAAUCCAUUAGUCAGACAAUCCGUUAGUUAGACAAUCCAUUUUAGACAAACAAUUAGUCAGAAAAUCCUUUAGUCAGAAAAUCCAUUUUAGACAGUUAAUCAGACAAUCUAUUAGUCAAACAAUCCAUUUUAGACAAACAAUUAGUCAGACAAUCCUUUUGUCAGAAAAUCCCUUUUAGACGAUCAAUCCGUCCGACAAUCUAUUAGUCAGACAAUCCAUUUGAGACAAACAAUUAAUCAGACAAUCCUUUAGUCAGAAAAUCUAUUUUAGACAAUCAGUUAGUCAGACAAUCCUUUUGUCAGACAAUCCGUUAGUCAGAAAAUCCUUUUGUCAGACAAUCCAUUAGUCAGAAAAUCCAUUAGUCAGACAGGCCAUUAGUCAGACAAGCCAUUAGUCAAACAAUCCAUUAGUUAGACAAUGCAUUAUUCAGACAAUCCAUUAGUCAGACAAUCCUUUAGAAUAAAUUAGAACCAAUGCUCAUUCAUUUGGCUCUUGCACUUAGUCCCGACCUGUAUAGAGCAGUGGUCCAUCCCGACCUGUAUAGAGCAGUGGUCCAUCCCGACCUGUAUAGAGCAGUGGUCCAUCCCGACCUGUAUAGAGCAGUGGUCCAUCCCGACCUGUAUAGAGCAGUGGUCCAUCCCGACCUGUAUAGAGCAGUGGUCCAUCCCGACCUGUAUAGAGCAGUGGUCCAUCCCGACCUGUAUAGAGCAGUGGUCCAUCCCGCCUGUUUUGAGCAGUGGUCCAUCCCGGCCUGUUUUGAGCUAGUAUCCGUCGUGUCAUGCUCACAACGUAUUAAAUAGAUUCUGUCGUCUGCUUUCAGGAUGGCUUCAGGUUGGUGUUCACCUGUUCGUGUGGGCGCAGCAAGGCGCAGUACGACGCAAUUUAAAAUGACGUCAUUGACUUCUUCUUCUUCUUCUUCGUGGGCCUCAGCUCACGCCAUCCACUGCACAUGACGGUCACUAUUAGAACCCCUGGCUUUAUUCAGUAAAUGAUAUUUGGUAUUUUAUAAGAACACCACUUGUAUGAUAAAUAUUUCUCUGAUGUUGUUAAUAUGGUGUAAUUUUAAUGAAUUGACGGUAUGAAAGUAAAAACUGAUUCUUUGAUGAGAAGAUCAUAAGAGUUGUUUCCAAUAAAUAGUGUUACAGUACAUGUUUUGUUUUUUUUUAUCAUGUAAAGCAGGGGUCGGCAACCUUUUUGUCUGAGAGAGCCAUGGACACCACAUAUUUUGAAAAGUAAUUCUGUGAGAGCCAUGCAUUAUGUUUAAAACUAAAAAUUCCAGUAAAUGUGUGCAUUUUGUGUUAUUUCAACACUAAAAAUGCAAUUAUUAUGUCUCUGAAUUCUUUUUAAUAACAUUGUUAUGCUGUUGCUAAUCAAAUAUUGAUAUGCAAUUAAUAUGUAGAUCAAAGGCGUAUUAAGAAACAUUUUUUUAAAAUAAUCGAACAUUUGUCUGCGAGCCAGAUGCAGCCAUCAAUAGAGCCACAUCUUGCUCGCGAGCCAUAGGUUCCCGACCUCUGGUGUAAAGCAUGUCUUUUUCAGUUAUAUAUGAAUAAAGAUUUACGUCACAAUUUUA